Spea bombifrons (plains spadefoot toad) is the source of this 1639-nucleotide messenger RNA. RefSeq names its product POC1 centriolar protein B (gene POC1B). The transcript is spliced from 12 exons. Gene Ontology annotation, biological process: cilium assembly. The record is from RefSeq and is a predicted model, not a curated record. Lineage: Eukaryota; Metazoa; Chordata; Amphibia; Anura; Pelobatidae. Gene Ontology annotation, cellular component: ciliary basal body; centriole. The coding region runs from base 87 to 1508 and encodes 473 amino acids. Gene Ontology annotation, molecular function: protein binding.
CCGUGCGGCCGCGAUAAGGAAGUACAUAUCGUACCAGCUGCGGGCAUUCCUUCCUUGUCAGUAAUCUCGGUGACGUCAGCCGGUUCAUGGCGUCUGUGUUGGAAGAUCCAGCUUUGCAGCGCCACUUUAAAGGACAUAAAGAUGCUGUUUCUUCUGUUGAUUUCAGCCCAGACAGCAAACAGCUUGCCUCAUCGUCUGCAGAUGGAUUUGUCAUGAUAUGGAACUUCAAACCUCAGUCCCGCGCCUACAAGUUUCUGGGACUCAAGGAGGCUGUGACUAGUGUGCAGUUUUCCUCUAAUGGACAGUUGGUGGCAUCAUCUUCUAGAGACAGGACCGUUAGACUCUGGGCGCCCAGUAUUAAAGGAGAAUCCACGGUAUUUAAAGCCCACACUGCUGCAGUGCGUAGUGUUGACUUCUCAAGUGAUGGUCAGUGCCUUCUUACUGCAUCUGAUGAUAAAUCAAUCAAAGCCUGGAGUGUGCACCGCCAGCGUUUCCUCUUCUCCCUUACCCAGCAUACAAACUGGGUAAGAUGUGCCAAAUUUUCCCCAGAUGGACGAUUAAUUACCUCAUGCAGCGAUGAUAAGACAGUUCGAAUCUGGGACACAACCAACAGACUUUGCAUUAACACAUUCAUGGAUUACAAGGGGCAUUCCAGUUAUGUAGACUUUAAUCCUACAGGGACAUGUGUGGCAUCUGCUGGCUCUGACAGUACAGUGAAAGUCUGGGAUAUUCGCAUGAAUAAAUUACUUCAACACUAUCAAGUUCACAGUGCAGAGGUCAACUGUUUGUCAUUCCACCCAUCUGGUAACUAUCUUACUACUGCAUCGAGUGAUGGUACAGUGAAGGUUCUGGAUCUUCUGGAGGGAAGACUUCUCUAUACUCUUCAUGGCCACCAGGGUCCGGUUCUUUCGGUGGCUUUUUCAAGAGGCGGCGAAAAGUUUGCAACAGGGGGAGCAGAUGCUCAGGUUUUAGUAUGGAAGACAAAUUUUGACAGGUUUACUAGCACAGAAAUUGUGAAGUUGCAGCUAAAGAGGACGCAUCCUGACAUGCCACCUCAUUUAAACGACAUCUAUCCCCGGUCUCCUCACCUCCACACAAGCACGGGCCAUUCCAUAGAGAUUAAUCCUAUGUUUGAAUUAGCAGACACACAAACCUUUGAUCCACCUGUUAUAGAAGUCGGAGCCAACUUCCCUUCCAGCAAACCGCUAAAGCCAUCACACAACUGGUGCGAGGAUGUACGAGAAUAUGAUAAAGUGCCUUAUUACUCUUCACCUCCCCUGCCCGCCAGCACAAAGAGAAAAGGGCAGGAAGAAAAUCCUUUGGGAAAUGGUGAAGCACACCUCCCCCCCUUAGUGAGCAGUACCUUGGAACACAUUGUGGAUCAGCUAAGUGUGUUGACACAGACUGUUUCAAUUCUGGAACACCGGCUGACAUUAACAGAAGAUAAACUCAAAGAAUGUCUGGAAAAUCAACAGAAAAUUGCAUUGCAGAUUUCGAGAGCAGAGUGAAGCUUUAAUUUGGAUGUAUACAUUUUUACAUGUUCUUUCCUUUUUUGUAAUUUACAUUUGUAGAGACGUUUUGAAGUACAAAUGUUUCCAGGUUUCAUUAAUAAAAUAAUUCUUAUUUUAAACUAUCAUAC